Schistosoma turkestanicum is the source of this 2382-nucleotide messenger RNA. The record is from the annotation of a GenBank genome assembly. Lineage: Eukaryota; Metazoa; Platyhelminthes; Trematoda; Strigeidida; Schistosomatidae.
AUGGGUGAAAAUACAGGUUGUUCUGAAGUCUGUUCACCUGUCAAUGUAAACGCUGCUAAUGCACUCCUUCUGAAGCAUUUUAUAGUGAACCAAUAUUCUGUUCAUUUGUCUAUCGACAAUCUUCCUUGCGGAACUAAAGUGUCUGCUGAUAACGGGAAAACAUUUCGAUAUGAGCACGGUUAUAGAAUUGGAUCGGUUGUAGAUGGAGUGGCGUAUAUUAACAAUCACUUGAAGUUCAUUCUUCAAUACCACCAAACAGAUAAUGGUCAUUACCGUUUUGUCGGUUUUGAAAUCGAACCUAUGAGUAUUUCCGAAAAUCGCUUGCACUUGGAGAAUGGUGCGUGUAAAGAUGUAGAUUCGGAACUGUCAAUUUCCGAUUGGAAAAAGAUUGACGGAAAGGAAACUGUGAUACAUUUCACUAGUGAAGUUGUUUGGGAACCAUCGGAUAUAAAGUGGGCCUCGCGUUGGGAUAUUUAUCUCAAGGCAGCAAGUGGUCAGUUACAUUGGUUCUCAAUUAUCAACUCUGUUGUUAUUAUACUCUUUCUUACUGCUGUCAUAUUCACGAUACUUAUUCGAACUUUGAGGAAAGAUAUUGCCAAAUAUAAUCGCAAUGAUGAUGUAGAGGACAUUCUAGAAGAGUCAGGAUGGAAAUUGGUACAUGGAGAUGUAUUUCGACCACCACGACAUACUCGAUUAUUUACAGCAUUGUUUGGAUCUGGCGUUCAGUUGUUCUUUAUGGUUUUCAUCGUAAUAUUUUUUGCUAUGCUCGGCACAUUGUCACCAGCUUCUCGUGGUGCACUUAUGAACGCAGCCAUAUUUACAUACGUGUUUAUGGGACUUUUUGCUGGGUAUUUUGCUGGAAGACUCUAUAAGACCUUACGUGGACCAUUUUGGAAGUCGACUGCAGUAGCUACUGGAUUACUUUUUCCAGGCAUUGUGCUUGUAUUCGGACUAGUAAUAAACACUUUUAUGUGGUACAAAGGAUCGUCUGCUGCUAUUCCAUUUACUACACUGCUUGCACUGUUAUCAUUAUGGUUAGGAAUUUCAUUACCUUUAAUUUAUAUUGGAUUUUUCUUUGGUUAUCGAAAACGUGGAUUUGAACAACCUAUUCGCACUAAUCAAAUUCCUAGGGCAGUUCCAGAACAGAGAGUUUGCCAAAAUUUGUUACUAGCUACACUUUACUCUGGAGCUCUACCAUUUGGUGCAGUUUUUAUUGAAGUUUUCUUUAUAUACAACGCUAUUUGGGAAAGUCAAUUCUAUUAUUUGUUCGGAUUUUUAUUCGUUGUAUUCAUUAUAUUAAUCAUUUGUUGUGCACAAGUAGCAGUUGUUGCUACAUACUUUCAAUUAUGCAGUGAAGAUUAUCAUUGGUGGUGGCGCACUUUCAUCACAUCUGGUGGAGCUGCAGUUUAUCUUUUGGGAUAUUCAUUCUUCUACUUUUGGACAAAGCUUAACAUAACUGAAUUCGUUCCUACAAUUAUAUACUUUGGUUAUAGUACAUUAAUGACUAACACUGAAAGUCAAAAGGCAGAUUCCAACAUGGGUCUUUUCACUUUUAAGUUUUACCAACAAUAUUUUGACGUUGAUACAAGUCAGGUUCUGCAUCGCCUUGCUUCUGCAUUAGUACCUAAUCCACGUACGAAUUUCAUUCAGCAUUCUCUAAAACCACGUGCUGAUCUCUACGGUCCAUUUUGGAUUGCAACUACGUUAAUGUUAACUGCUGCAAUCGGCGGAAACGUAUCUAACUAUUUUCAGUCACGUGGUGAGGUGUCUUCAUGGCAUUAUGAUUUUCAGAAAGUUACGUUGACAUCGACCAUCAUUUAUGCUUACUGGUGGCUAGCACCUUUACUAUUGCAUGCAAUUAUGCACUUUCAUCGUAAAAACAAGAAAUCCCAGUCGAAUGACUCUGAAAGUGAUCUUACCGACCUAUUGGAGCGUUCAGAUACUGAUUCAACAUCAUCGUCAUCAUCACUUCGCAGUGCGAAAAAUGCUAGCAAAUUCUUCGAUGUCCUGUCGACCUAUGGUUAUUCAUUAGCAGUGUUUGUUCCUAUUGCAAUCCUGUGGACGAUUCAGAUUAGUAUAUUACAAUGGCUAUUCUUUUUAGUUGGAAUAGUAGUUUCUGGAGCAUUCUUGGUAUUUGCUCUAACGCCUAGUUUACGUAAAGAAUAUCCAAAACUUGUCACACCAAUAUUAAUCAUACUAAUUGUAGUACAUUUUGGUUUUUCAUUAGCUUUAAUGAUUGCCUUCUUCCAUGGAUCAUCUCCGUCAGGACAACAUCCAUCACUAUCGGAUGUUGGUUUCAUACAUCAACAAAAAGUUCUCGUCACUAAUAAACCACCAUCAAAUAUCAGUGUAUUAGUUACCAAUAAACUAGCGCAUCGUUAA